Messenger RNA from Brienomyrus brachyistius, 3836 nucleotides. RefSeq names its product serine/threonine-protein kinase TAO1-like. The transcript has 20 exons. Bases 626 to 3781 code for a protein of 1051 amino acids. Gene Ontology annotation, molecular function: protein kinase activity; ATP binding. NCBI's taxonomy places the organism in Eukaryota, Metazoa, Chordata, Actinopteri, Osteoglossiformes, Mormyridae. The record is from RefSeq and is a predicted model, not a curated record. Gene Ontology annotation, biological process: execution phase of apoptosis; protein phosphorylation.
GAGCCUCACGCUUCGGCCAGUAGGAUUCGGUGGGCGCGAGGCGGCGGAGCUCGCGGCCCGAGGUGGAGCGAGCAGAGAGACGAAAGCGAACGAAAGUCGGAGGGCCGGGAGUACCCAGCGAAAACAACGCAGACAGGCGACAGAGACACCUCCCAGCAUCAGAGAGCUACAAGCCCCUGGGCUGGAAGCGAGGGCGUGGCCGCCGGUUAGUUUGAGGCAGUUUUCGGGCAGUUCCUUCAUAUUUUUCCCUGCCGUGUUUGCGACGGGAGGGAGGAGGGAGUGCACACGGCGGCCAUCUUUGGGACCUGUCUGUGCCUGGAAAGCGAGCUACUGGGCCCCUUUUGGCCCUGGAGAGGACUCCCUACAUCGUGUGACAACACACAUCAGCAGCCCCUAACCGAAUCGGUAUCUGGGCAGUGGGACAGGGGAGGACACUUUCAAACGGAGUCGUUUAAUCGGGCGCUGCGAUUUACCCCCAGCUUCUCUUUAAAUCCGGCCUGUUGGACGGGUGCCCAUGCGUACAGCGCCGUCCUGUUGCAGAUGAGCCAGCACCGGGGGCUUUUGCAGCUCAGUCGCAGUCGCAGGCCCAGAUAAUCGCCGGCGGCGGCGGCAGAGCUCUCCCAGCAUGCCCACCAACAGCCGGGCAGGGAGCCUGAAGGACCCCGAAAUCGCCGAUCUCUUCUUCAAGGAGGACCCCGAGAAGCUCUUCACCGACCUGCGUGAGAUCGGUCAUGGCAGCUUCGGAGCUGUCUACUUCGCACGGGAUGUGCGGACCGCGGAAGUGGUGGCCAUCAAGAAGAUGUCCUAUAGCGGGAAGCAGUCCAAUGAGAAAUGGCAGGACAUCAUCAAAGAGGUGAAGUUCCUACAGAGGAUACAGCACCCCAACAGCAUUGAGUACAAGGGCUGCUACCUACGCGAGCACACCGCCUGGCUGGUCAUGGAGUAUUGCCUGGGUUCUGCUUCCGAUCUCCUGGAAGUGCAUAAGAAGCCGCUACAGGAACUGGAGAUUGCAGCCAUUACCCAUGGUGCACUGCAGGGCCUGGCUUACCUUCAUUCCCACAACAUGAUACACAGGGACAUCAAGGCUGGGAACAUCCUGCUGACGGAACCCGGACAGGUGAAGCUGGCAGAUUUCGGCUCUGCUUCCAUCGCCUCCCCCGCCAACUCCUUUGUGGGGACGCCAUAUUGGAUGGCCCCAGAGGUGAUACUGGCCAUGGACGAGGGUCAGUACGACGGCAAGGUGGAUGUGUGGUCACUGGGAAUCACCUGCAUCGAGUUAGCGGAGAGGAAGCCCCCCCUAUUCAACAUGAACGCGAUGAGUGCCUUAUACCACAUAGCGCAGAACGAGAGCCCCUCGCUGCAGUCGAGUGAAUGGUCGGAUUACUUUAGAAACUUUGUAGAUUCUUGCCUUCAGAAAAUCCCUCAAGACAGGCCGCACUCAGAGGAGCUCUUAAAGCAUGCCUUUCUCCUGCGGGAGCGGCCCGAGUCGGUGCUGAUGGACCUGAUACAGAGGACGAAGGAUGCCGUCCGAGAAUUGGACAACCUGCAGUACCGCAAGAUGAAGAAGAUCCUGUUCCAGGAGGCUCCCAACGGGCCUGUGGCAGAGCCCCCUGACGGAGAGGAGGAGCCAGAGCACGGAGCGGGCCGUACGGGCACCGUGAGCAGCGUGGGCAGCAACCAGUCCAUCCCCAGCAUGUCCAUCAGCGCCAGCUCCCAGAGCAGCUCCGUCAACAGCCUGCCGGACGCAGCCGGUGCUGCCGACGACCACAGCGAGUCGGAGCUCAUGGAGGGCGACCACACCGUCAUGUCCAACAGCUCCGUCAUCCACCUCAAACCGGAGGAAGAGGAGUGUUACCAUGACGAGCAGGAGCCGCGCAGCCGCCCCACAGAGCCACCGGCGGCCCCCAUGCAGGUGCCUCGGCAGAAGCCGUACCGAAACCGGGAGCACUUCGCCACCAUCCGGACCGCCUCUCUGGUGACGCGGCAGGCCCAGGAGCACGAGCAGGACUCGGAGCUGCGGGAGCAGAUGUCGGGAUACAAGCGCAUGCGGCGGCAGCACCAGAAGCAGCUGAUGGCGCUAGAGAACAAGCUAAAGGCCGAGAUGGACGAGCACCGGCUGAGGCUGGACAAGGAGCUGGAGACACAGAGGAGCAGCUUUGCUGCAGAGAUGGAGAAGCUGCUCAAGAAGCACCAGGCCUCCAUGGAGAAAGAUGCUAAGACCUUUGCGAGUGAUGAGAAGAAGUUCCAGCAGCACAUCCAGAGCCAGCAGAAGAAAGAACACAGCAGCUUCCUGGAGUCGCAAAAACGAGAGUACAAGCUGCGCAAGGAGCAACUGAAGGAGGAGCUGAGCGAGAACCAGUCUACGCCCAAGAAGGAGAAGCAGGAGUGGAUGUCCAAGCAGAAGGAGAACUUCCAGCACUUUCAAGCUGAGGAGGAGGCCAACCUGCUGAGGAGGCAGCGUCAAUACCUGGAGCUGGAGUGCCGGCGCUUCAAGAGGCGCGUGCUGAUCGCACGACAUAACGUGGAGCAGGACCUGGUGCGCGAGGAGCUGAACAAGCGUCAGACGCAGAAGGACCUGGAGCAUGCCAUGCUGCUGCGGCACCACGAGUCCAUGCAGGAGCUGGAGUUCCGGCAGCUGGGUGCCAUCCAGAGGAUGCGGGCGGAUCUGAUCCGCGUGCAGCACCAGACCGAGCUCACCAACCAGAUGGAGUACAACAAGCGGCGGGAACGCGAGCUGCGCAGGAAGCACGUCAUGGAGGUGCGGCAGCAGCCCAAGAGUCUCAAGUCCAAAGAACUGCAGAUCAAGCGGCAGUUCCAGGACACCUGUAAGAUCCAGACGCGGCAGUACAAGGCGCUGAGGAACCACCUGCUGGAGAGCACGCCCAAGUCGGAGCACAAGGCCGUCCUCAAGCGGCUGAAGGAGGAGCAGACGCGCAAGCUGGCCAUCCUGGCCGAGCAGUACGACCACUCCAUCAACGACAUGCUGUCCACGCAGGCGCUGCGAUUGGAUGAGGCACAGGAGGAGGAGUGCCAGGUGCUGAGGAUGCAGCUGCAGCAGGAGCUGGAGCUGCUGAAUGCCUACCAGAGCAAGAUCAAGAUGCAGACGGACGCGCAGCACGAGCGGGAGAGGAAGGAGCUGGAGCAGAGGGUGUCGCUGCGCCGGGCAUUGCUGGAGCAGAAGAUCGAGGAGGAGAUGCUGGCCCUGCAGAAUGAGCGAUCGGAGCGCAUCCGCAGCCUGCUGGAGCGCCAGGCCCGCGAGAUCGAGGCCUUUGACUCAGAGAGCAUGCGCCUGGGCUUCAGCAACAUGGUGCUGUCCAGUAUCUCCUCAGAGGCGUUCAGCCACAGCUUCCCGGGGGCCUCAGGUGGCUGGGGCCCCCACCAGCACCCCGGGGGUCCCCCACAGGGGCAGCACUGGGGGCCAGGUGGGGGUGGCGGCAGCGGUGGCGGGUCGAGCCGCAGCAGUAGCAGCAGCGGCCAUCACCAUCACCAUCACCACCACCAUCACCACCAACACUCCAGUCAGGGUGGAGGGGCCCCGCCACAACAGGCCUGGGGCCAAGGGAGCGGGGUCGUGGCUGGCGGCUUGGGGGGUCCUCCGCCCUGGGGACAUCCCUCAGCGGGGCCUUUGGGGGCGGGGCCGCGGUCUGUGGGAGGGGGCGUGCGGAACAGCCCCCAGGCAUUGCGUAGGACGCCCUCUGGGGGGCGCAGUGAGCAGGGAAUGAGCAGGAGCACCAGCAUCACCUCGCAGAUAUCCAACGGCUCACACCUGUCCUUCACAUAGGUGAGCCCCCCACAAAGCAGAGCCAGGGUAGGGCCCCCCCUCCUUAACCCCCCCC